Molecule: messenger RNA, 3906 nt
Organism: Phyllopteryx taeniolatus (common seadragon)
Lineage: Eukaryota; Metazoa; Chordata; Actinopteri; Syngnathiformes; Syngnathidae
Product: palmitoyltransferase ZDHHC20-B-like
Exons: 14
Coding region: 20-1138 (372 amino acids)
Biological process (GO): synaptic vesicle maturation; protein targeting to membrane; peptidyl-L-cysteine S-palmitoylation
Cellular component (GO): Golgi apparatus; endoplasmic reticulum
Molecular function (GO): protein-cysteine S-palmitoyltransferase activity
Source: RefSeq, a predicted model, not a curated record
CCCCAGUGCAGAGAGAAAGAUGGCGCCCAUUCACGUAUUGAGAUGCUGCCAACGGGGCUUAGCAUGGAUACCUGUGAUUUUCAUCGCUAUGGUUGUCUGCUGGUCCUAUUAUGCCUACGUGGUGGAGCUUUGUAUAUUCACCAUCACUAGUAUAGGAAAACAGGUUGUAUACCUCAUCUUCUUCCACCUCUCCUUCGUCAUGUUUGUGUGGUCCUAUUGGAAGACCAUCUUCACAAAGCCCGCCAACCCUUCCAAAGAGUUCUGCUUGCCAAAGGCUGAGAAGGAGCGCUAUGAGAAGGAAGAGCGACCAGAAUCCCAGCAAGAGAUUCUGUGGCGAGCCGCCACCAGCCUGCCACUUUAUACCCGCACCGGAGCAGGAGCAGUUCGUUACUGUGACCGCUGUCAAGUAAUCAAGCCGGAUCGUUGUCAUCACUGCUCUGCGUGCGACAUAUGUGUGCUGAAGAUGGACCACCAUUGUCCCUGGGUGAACAACUGUGUGGGGUUCUCCAACUACAAGUUCUUCAUUCUCUUCUUGGCGUACUCGCUGCUUUACUGCUUGUUCAUCGCAGCCACCGUGCUGCAGUAUUUCAUCAAAUUCUGGACCCUUUGCCGGAGAAAAUCGGCUGAGAACUGCCCAAAGAAUGAUCUGCAAGAGACUCACUCACACGCCAAAUUCCAUGUCUUGUUUCUCUUUUUUGUUGCGGCCAUGUUCUGCAUCAGUAUUCUCUCCCUCUUCAGCUACCACCUGUGGCUCGUCGGGAAGAACCGGUCCACUAUAGAGGCGUUCAGAGCGCCCGUCUUCAGGACUGGGUCUGAUAAGAAUGGCUUUUCUCUGGGGUUCCGGAAGAAUAUCGCUCAGGUAUUUGGAGACCAGAAGAAGUACUGGCUGCUGCCAGUCUUCACCAGUCAAGGAGAUGGUCUGACAUUCCCCACCCGGCUCGUCAACGCCGACAUCGAGCAGCCGACAGUCGCCGUGCACCCGGAGCCUAAUAAAUGUGAAGUGACUGUGAGCCCGCUCACCGAAUCACAGAGCCGCCUUCUGAGCAACGAGCAGCAAACCAACAGCAUUGUACACCAUAUGGCUAAUAAUCCCAUCAAAUCAGCCCCAAAUGACAUCACCACAGUCUCCAUGAAGUGAAUCCUAACCAGGAGUGACUCCUCAAUCAUCCAGUCUGAUGCCUUAAGCCGUGCGACACUUUGACUCAUCACCAUGGUGACUACCCCUCAGUGCAACCUCAGAGUAACUAUGGAAAUGCAUUCCUUUUGCCUGUCAUAGCACAGUCGCGUCCACGGCAUUGGCUUUUUUCUGCAUGCAGCAGCACCAGCUGUCCCAACACACACGUUUAUUUUAUCGCUACACAUAUUUGUAUUGUUGGAUGAUUUUGCUUUCUUUUUCUGGAAUAUUUAUGAUGAUGCUUGAGGAAAUCCUUUGCAGGAGUUAUGAGCUGCUUUUUUUUUUAUUAUUAUUUGUAUUUUUUGGUGCCAAAAGCUACCUGGAUCCACAUUAAGAUGGUCUCACAGGCACAAAGCUGCAGCAAAGGGUGGGAGAAAAGCUGGAUCAUUACCUUUUUGUUUUCUAUGAGGAAUCCAAUGAAGAUGGGACUAUUAUUUUUCUUGGAACUGUAUUCUUGGAAGAUUUAAAAAAACAUACAAGAAACAUCCCAGCACACAUUUCCCAGAUUCCUGGGUCAGUGGACUGAUUUUGUCUGAGCACAAGAUGUAGAGGUCAUUGAUGGCCAUCAGUGUGCUGCUUUUUCACAGGUUGGCAAAGCAAACGGAAAUGGAUCUUUUGUGUGUGUGCGUGUGUCUGUGUAUUUAUAAUGUGCAGCAUUUACUUUGUGUUUUUAUAUUGGGGUGGGACUUUAAUGCAUUAAUCGCGAUUAAUUAAUUACAAACAAAAUAGUUGGGGGGGUGGGGGGGGGAAGGAACCUAUUUUAACCUCAUUUUGUGUUGCAAACAAUGCGGAGAUUUCCUGUUAUGCUGAUUACCAAGCCACCAAAAUUGAGGAAUUGGAUGAAACAGUGCAUCUAGGACGGAUGAGAGGCGAAUUUCAUUUAAAAACAAAAAAACACGACCCGAUGGAAGCCUUGAUCAGCGUGGUUUUGUGCAAUUUGUGCAAAAAAGAGUUUCCAUACCACGAAAGCACUUCAACCCUCCGAUAUGUGAACCAACUUUUCAACUUCCAUGCAGAAGCCAUUUAGGGGUAAUAGUGUCCUAAAAAACAAACAAAACAAAAAAAACCUGUCCUAAAAUGGCACUUUAACUUUAGGUCUUUAAUUUUGGCCAGAGAUAUUUCUAUUAAUUUUUGUACUUUUUUGUAUAGAAAUGCACUUAAAUGCAUAUAUCAGAGUUAACACUAUUCCUGUCUGUGUCAGUUAUUUGACUCAAUCAUCCACUAAAAUCCAUUUCAAUUCAACCAUUUGCUUUUUUGGACAAAUAUUGUUCUAUGAUUAAAAUGUGAUUAAUUCAAAUUAAUUCAUUAGACAGCCUCCAAUUAAUUACCUUUUUUAUUUUAUUAUUUUUUUUCAAUCGAGUCCCACCCCUAGUUUUUAUGCAUUUGCUUACAAUAUGUAGAAUGAUUCCCUUAUGUUUUGUUCCGCUCACAGUGCUAGACAAAUUCAACAUUUAUUGCCAAAAUAAGGGCUUGAACCAUCAGGAGCUCAAACUUCUGAACCACAGUGUUUACACCAUCCUUAGCUUUACCUUAACCUCUGUGAGCCAAACGACAUGAAAAGUCAUGGCGCUUGUUCUUUUCAAACUGGACCUCUUGCUUGUCGCGUUGUCUCACUCUGACCAGCAGAUGGGCACAGGGCUUUAUUUUUGCAUGCAGUACACAGAAAUAUCUUCCAUCCAUCGAUUUUCUGAGCCGCUUAUCGUCACAAGGGUCGCGGGCGUGCUGGAGCCUAUCCCAGCUAUCAUCGGGCAGGAGGAGGGGUACACCCUGAACUGGUUGCCAGCCAAUCGCAGGGCACAUACAAACAAACAACCAUCCGCACUCACAUUCACACCGACCCCACCUCCUGCCGGAUGAUAGCUGAGAUAGGCUCCAGCACGCCCGCGACCCUUGUGAGGACAGGCGGCUCAGAAAAUGGAUUUAAAUAAUUUACCAAGGAAUUCUGUUCCAAAUAUGCAACUUUACUGUACCUGCUCACACACACACACUAUAUUCAUGUCUGUCUGAUCGCAUCUUCAUGAUGGUUGCAGGAUGAGCCUCUUGCUGUUUGCAUCCCAUGCUGUACGAGUUUACAGCCAUUUAUAUAUUGUAUAGAGUGGCCUGUGUUGUUGUACCUGGUUUUCUAUCAUAGCUGUGCUACAUGUAAACAAAAUAGACAGUAUUUAAUGUGAUGACGGAUAGUUGUUACUGCCUGCCUUCUGGAUUUUGUUUACCUGUCACUGUUCAAACAAGUGACAAACUAGUCAUUGGAAGAUAUGAGUUAAAAGCUCAAUGGGCAUCCUAACAUGAAGCUCCAUCUAAAUGUAAGAAAUCAAAAUUUAGUGAAAAAUCCCAUUACAGGCCAUUCAAAACAAGCAUAAUGAGCUAGAACCUUUCCACUGUUACCAUCUAUUCCCAAUAUUUGGACCUAUCAUCCUUUUGUUUUCUAUAAAUGGCCUCUAAUCUUUUUCUGGGCUGUUGAGCCUUGAGAUCGAUGCGUUCGUGUGUAUUUUUGCAAUGUGUUGUUUUGUAAAAUUAUUGUCUUGAGAGAAAUGCUUCAGUGCAGCAACCUGUUUUUUUACAUACGUUGUACGAUGCGCAUAAUGCCAGAAUAAAGCCCUAAAGCAUGGCGCCUCACUGUCCAAAAAUUGGAUUUUAGCCGUGUGUCGAUGUGGUUGCAAAUGAAGGUGGAUCAUGUUUGAAAACAGCUUUAUUCUGGUGUGUCCGAAUAAACGAAGCCAUAAAACCACAAA